CACCCAGUCUCAGCCAUUUGUUUCCAUGCGAAGACAUUAUUAAUCCGAUUCAACGAUGAAAGCAACAUCCUGUCUUCAAUGUCGAGAGGCCAAGAGGCGGUGUGUAAGACCGAGCAUUGAUUCGCCGUGCAACAACUGUCGGCGCAAGAACCUGGCCUGCUCCUCGCACAUCAGCUCACAAACUACAUCUGCACCCAAAGAAAACCACGAAUCACUCCCAGAGUUAACAGCGGAGCUAACUAUCGAGUUUGUUGAGUCUUAUCUGACGCAUCUUGACGGUCGACCUCACAGCAUCUUUCACCAAGAAACACUUCGAAAGCAAGUUCGCAAAAAAGAAAUUGGAGAUGCUUUGCUCUAUGCUAUAUGUGCUCUGGGAUCCAAGUUCUCGCCCAAGUCUGAGCAUCGCGCCUUGGAGAAUUCGUUGACGAAAGAGGCAAAGAGGCUGGUGCAGGCAGAUCUUGAGAAUGUGUGUAUUGAGAAUGUGCAGACGUGUAUCCUUUUAGCACUUCUUAGUGCUGGAAACUGCCAGACUUCUUCAGAGACACUGUUCCUCCGAAUUGCGAUUGGUAUGGCUGAGGUUCUCCAGCUUAACUCUUCUUGUGCGGAUGACCCAAGUAUCAUGACUGAGACAGCCCUUAGAACUUGGUGGUCACUCUACAUACUCGAUCGUUGGUGCUCCUCUGGUCUUGGCAUACCCCGGCACAUGGAUAACCCUCACUGCCCUGAUUCAUCUCCUCUGCCUAUUGACGAAACGUCCUUCAAACGCCUCAGACCUUCGUCCUUGCUCCAAAACUCCAGUCGAACUCCUGGUGUCUUUGCGCAUAUGGUGACCUUAAUCCAGCACUUUGGUCACAUUCAAGGCUUGAACCGCGCUUUGGCUAAGGGAGACAUGAAACCCACGGAUAAAUGCGAUGCCAUCAAACACAUCGGCCACCAGCUCGAAUCAUGGAGGGCCAACCUGCCAGAGAACAUGCAGAUGACGAUACAGAAUAUCUACAGCCACCAGCAGAACGAUCUAGGAGGGCAUUUCAUCGCUCUUCAUUUAGUAUUUCAUCAUCUCUCGGCACUAGUAUACUUCAACUCUCUCGAGACCAAAGAGCCAUCAUACCUUGGGCAAGGAGAUCACGUAGCGUUGUGCAAAUUUCACGCUUCGUCUUUCAGCAGUUUGUUACACACCUCACGACAGAUGAGUGGAUGUCAGCAGAACUACCCGACCGUUGGACACAUGACAACUGUAGCAUCCGCUGUCCUUUUACACACGCUUUUGCUGGGCGAGCCAGAAGAUAUCCCAAAAGCUCGACAAGAAUUGAACACGAACUUUGAAGCACUGAUAGAACUUCGACAAUACUGGCCAGCCACAGAAGCAAUGAUAAACAGAUUGAUGGCUUUUCAAAAGAUCUGUCUGUUGUCAACGGAAAGUCACAAGUUGGAUGGAUGGAUGGUAAGAUUUCUGCUGGAACAUUCUCUUGGGCUUCUGAAGAGGACAUUGCCGAUUAUCCCACAAGCCUUAGAUAUUGAGUCAGACAGUUUCGCGAUGAGGACAAGGGAACUUUCGCAAGAAGGUCGAUACACAAACUUUGACCUAUUCAACCAGCCGCGGAGUUUUUAAUCCGCCAAUAUCAUCAAUUCAACAAAACAAGUAUCUAUCUACAACCAACGAAAGACUAAGGCAUGAAUAGCCCACAAAUUAUUCCCGUCGCACGCAGCGAAUAAACCGCCAUUCGUCAAAGCUGAUAUGUAGCAAUACGUCAUUUUCCCAAACAACUCGUUGACCCUCUUAAAACACCGGAGAUUUUGAGGCAUUGAUCACCAACUAGCAUGUCUUGGCUCAGCCCGUGCUGUCUUGGCGCUUUGAUAUAACGGGAUAAACAAGGAGAAUGACAUGGCGAAGGAUUCCUUGGCCGAGCUGAACAGGUAAACCCCGGAAAUCGUGAUGAAGUCAUGUAAUUGGGGGCCAAAAUGUGAAGGGUAUUUAUCUCGCAAUUCGGGC
Molecule: messenger RNA, 1990 nt
Organism: Fusarium redolens
Lineage: Eukaryota; Fungi; Ascomycota; Sordariomycetes; Hypocreales; Nectriaceae
Product: fungal-specific transcription factor domain-containing protein
Exons: 3
Coding region: 56-1609 (517 amino acids)
Biological process (GO): regulation of DNA-templated transcription; DNA-templated transcription
Cellular component (GO): nucleus
Molecular function (GO): zinc ion binding; DNA-binding transcription factor activity, RNA polymerase II-specific; DNA binding
Source: RefSeq, a predicted model, not a curated record